This is a messenger RNA of Siniperca chuatsi (mandarin fish), 3368 nucleotides long. It is a transcript of the gene ccdc78, whose product is annotated as coiled-coil domain containing 78. Gene Ontology annotation, cellular component: cytoplasm. Bases 140 to 1873 code for a protein of 577 amino acids. The transcript is spliced from 13 exons. NCBI's taxonomy places the organism in Eukaryota, Metazoa, Chordata, Actinopteri, Centrarchiformes, Sinipercidae. The record is from RefSeq and is a predicted model, not a curated record.
GUAUAAAAUAAAGUAUGCAAAAAAGAAACAAGAGUGUCCGCACCAGUUUUAUUUGUGUUGUAACUUAGUGCCAUGGCAACAUUUUGUUGGUGGAUACCGUGAGUGCGUUAAUCUAAGUAGCCUUUGACAGUGAACAAAGAUGGAUACACAUGAACACCAGCCAACUUCAAAUGAACUUCAGGACCGACGUCAAGCUCUAACCGAAGAAAAUUUGCAGCUGCUUGACAAAAAUGAAAGGCUUUUCAUCAAAGUGGGCUACCUGGAGAGCAGACUGGGCCACCUGGCCAGCUCCAACACAGAUCUGUCCUGUAGGCUUGUCAAGAGUGAAGAGGAAAAACUAAAGAUAUCUAAGGAGCUGGUGGAGGAGAAAAUUCAGACAAACAAGAUGAGAGAGCAGUUUGAAGAAGAGACAUUUGAGCUGAAAAACAAGAUAUUGAACCAAGCCGGUGUAAUAACAGAGCUUGAGAUGGAGCGAGACAAGUUAACCAGGGAACUCCAGUCACCUGAGGCUCGUCUGAAAGUGGGAGAGAUGAGCGGUCAAAACCUGACAGAGGAUUAUGCCACACUGAAGAAGAAAUACCAAGCUCUGGCUCAGGCCCAUGAUAAAGAGCUGGACCAGAGUGAAGAGCUGGCCCAGGACGCCCUCCGUAGGCAGCUGGAGGAGCAGCAGCAGAGUGUGAAGUCUACCACUCAGGGCCUGCAUGGUGAGCUGUACAGGGUGCGGGCCUUGAUCAGCCGCAUGUCGUGUAACAGAGUCAAGCUUGAGGAUCUGUCAGCUUUGGACAAGGAGCAAAAAACUAUGGAAAAAACUCUACUUGGAAACCAAGAUGAGAUCAAAGACAUGCUGGAGAAAAUGAAGAACAGCUAUGAGGAGCAGCAGAAGAAACUGGAGGAGAAAGUGGUGGCAAUGGGAAGAGAGCACCAGGAGAACAAGAGAGCCAUCCAUAAUAGCCAGCAGGAACUAUCUGAGCGGAGUGCGGCCCUGAUGUGCUCUCAGAGCCAAGUGAAGGAGGUAGAAGAAGAGAACUCAAAGCUGCAGCUUCAAGUCAAAGAGCUGAAUGAGGAAUACCGUGCAAGGCUUGUGUGCUAUUUACAGGACUUAGCUGAGUACGUUGAUGGACUUGGAGAAGGUAAAAUCCCUUCAGAGACGUCCAAGAUGAGGGCAUUUGUGGACAGCAUGCUCCAGGAUGUUCGCUCAUCCUACAGGGUCAGGGAGGAACAGCUCGCCUCUGCUGCUCGCUCCUAUAAGAAGAGACUUCAGAACAUCACCAAGACCCAUCAUGCUCUCCUUAUUGCGUAUAGGGUUCAGAGGGAGCAGAUCUUGGCCAAACUGGAGAGCGGUCUCGACCCUGGACCCCCAGAAGCCCAUUUCAACCUGGAGCCCACUGAGCUCAGAGAUGAAACUGAGAAGGAGCUUCAGCACCUUCGCCAGGACAAGGCGAGACUGGAGGGUCAGCUGCAGGCAGCCCGGGAGCAGGUGGCUAUGCUCAAAAUGCCUGUUCAAAAUUUAAGCCGUAAGGAGCCAGCAAACCUGGAGCAGAUAUGCGAGGAAUCCUGGUCGGACAUAAGGAAACAGCUGAAAGAGAUCACAGACUCUACACUGGUGGGUUUUGAGAAGGAGCGCGCCCUUCUCAUGACCAGAGCAACAGUUGCAGAGGCGCAGGUGUCCGAGUUGCAGGACUACAUUGAUAACCACUUGGGCAGGUCAGGAAGUCACUUGAUGUGUAAGUCAUGUAAUGUUCACUUUCAGAAGAGCGUUACAUUGAGCUUUACCACAAUCUGCAGGUAUAAAGAGGAGAUCUCACAUCUCUGCAGACUGCAUGGAAUACAGGAGGUGGUGCGUUCCCAAAGUGCUAAUUCAUCACUCAAUUAAGAAAACUGGUCACAAAAUCUGAACCCCAGUCAUAUAUUGCAAUAUAAUUUAAAAUUACACACUUUUUAAGUUUUAAACCUCAAACAUAUUAAAUCUGAAAAUGAAAACGUAUAGUCUUAAACAUUUCUUUCACUGAAAUCAUAUGCAAAUCAUAUGUAAACCAGUGUAAGCUGGUUUCAUUCAAAUUACAAUAUUUGAUUGCUUUUUAAGUGGAUACUAAUUAUAAAUCUAACUGAAUAACUUGUUUUGACCGGAGAGCAUAUGUAUUGUGUGCAUUUACACCAUCACUAGGUGGUGCUGCUCAUACUGGUGGCUUUCUCCAUGAAAGGCCCCCAAAGAAAUCCGUCCUUGAGAAAAAAAUGCCUGGAAUGUUUGUAAAGCUUAUGUCAAUUUCACGAGCUCGGGAGAAGAAAGCGUGGUGACAAUGAGGGGUCACCCUGGUGAGAAUAAUGUCAUUACAUGUUACCCAGACACAUACACGCCCAUCGGGCUGAGAACUGUGGCACAAACAAGCCAAGCUUUUUCCAGAAUGAGGGUUCAUAUUUAUAACCUCAGUGUUGGUGUGAAUAGGCAUGUAUUGCCUUUAAAUCCCUUUAACAGUGAAAGGGUCAGCAUUUUUUUCUAGUGUGUUUUGGUAGCUGGGUUUUCAUUGGUGCCAUCGCUGACAUAGCUUUAAAAUUGGAAAAUCCUUUAAAAAGUAUUUUAAAAGUUGAAAGGUUUGGUUAAAGAAUGUCAGUACUUUUUAUGUCGAAAAAGAUAAAAUGUUGAAGCUAAAAUACUCUGGGGAAUGAUGGGAAAAGUAGAGGAGAUGGAAAGAGUCAUACGCAUGUCACCCCAAUCCUCUUUUAAGGGGGCAUGCCAGCCGUGGGAGGAGGGGAGCAGGGGUGUGAAAGUUUGAGAGGAAUGGGAAGUGGGAUUUUGUUAGUAAUGUAUUACACUCCCAGGGCCCUGGGAAAAGAGGUGGGGGGGGUGUUCAGCUUGGGUCUGUGCCAACAUAGUCACUGUGACAAAGCGCUGGGUGCUGGGGACCACUCCUCUCACCGGCAGAUCUGUGGGAAAAUCAAAACCAGGUUGUUCUUUGCGCUCAGCCAAAAAAGAUGGUGAGAGACGAUGUGCCUGCAGAGGCCUCUGCAAACAUACAAAUAAAAUUCACUCUAAGUAAACAAAAAGCAAGAAAAGUAGUAGAUAAGUAGUAGAAAUUGUAACAUUACAAAUGUUGAGGUUGAAGUCUGGUGCACCACAGCUGGUCAAGAAGGCAAAGAGCCAAGUUUUUUCCUAACUUGGAGCAUUUUGGAAAAGUUCACUUCUUGGACUCUGAACAACUUUUUAUUUACCACUAUAUGUGGUCACUAUUAUGAUGUGAAUACUGAUCAUAAUAGUGAUUAGCUUAGAUUCAACUGGUCUAAUAAAUGUGGCCAUGAAAAACAGCUACCAUGUUGAAAUGCUGUAUUGUUUAGUCCCACAAAAAGGAGUGGUUGGUGAAAUCAUCUGCAGU